Molecule: messenger RNA, 966 nt
Organism: Geodia barretti
Lineage: Eukaryota; Metazoa; Porifera; Demospongiae; Tetractinellida; Geodiidae
Source: the annotation of a GenBank genome assembly
UUGGAAGAUCCUGAAGAAGGCGACAUCUUCAUUGAUGGGCAGCGUGUCAACGAUCUUUCGCCUGCUGACCGUGACAUCGCUUUUGUCUUUCAAUUCUACGCGCUCUACCCACAUUUGAAUGUCUACGAUAACAUCGCUUUUCCACUCAAAGCGGUGAAUGUUUCAAAAACGGAGAUUGACACCCAAGUCAAGCGUGUUGCGGAAAUCCUACAAAUAUCCGACAUGUUAGAUAGAAAACCGAGUGUUCUCAGCGGUGGUGAGAUGCAACGCGUCGCGCUCGGACGCGCGAUGGUCCGCCAACCCAAGGUUUACCUACUUGAUGAACCUAUGGCGAAUUUAGACGCAAAGAUGCGCGUUGACACACGCGCUGAAAUUAAACGACUCCAACAUGAAAUCGGAGCGACUACCAUCUUUGUGACGCAUGACCAAGUUGAAGCGAUGUCCCUUGCUGACAGAAUCGCUGUGAUCCACCAAGGAAUCCUACAACAGAUCGGCACCCCGCAUGAGAUUUACAAUAAACCGCAGAGCCUCUUCGUUGCCGGAUUUAUGGGCAUGCCUACCAUGAACCUCCUUGACGCUGAGCUCACGCGCAAGGAAGGGGAAUCCGUACUACAUCUCAGCCACACCGAUGUUCACCUUCGCCUCUCUCCAGAACGGCAGGCAACUAUCACUUCAGGCGCGCAAGAAAACGGUUUGGUGUUUGGCAUUCGUCCUGAGCAUAUCACAGCAGUGAGUCAACCGAGUGAACAUAAUAUUUCUGCGCAUGUGCAUCUCAUUGAACCGCUUGGUGCCGUAAAUAUUCUUGACAUCCGUCUCGGCACGCAUUCGGAGACGCAGGACCCUAUCUUACUUCGGGUGAGAACGCAUCCGACAUUUCAGGUCGCAGUAGACGAUACUAUCUGGUUAGGUUUUGAUGAAACGGAAAUGCAUCUCUUUGACCGGGAGACAGAACAAGCAGUCUGGUAA